UCUGUGUCAAGAAUACGACAUCGACUUGAUGCAGAACGGUUAUGUACUUCCUGCCACUGGUUCCGUCGAGCCUAAACUGCUUCGCUCAGCGAGGCAGACAGCAUCGACAUGGGCUUGCCAUCGCCUGACUCAUGGAAACCACAUCCGGGUGCCCACUGGCCAUCAAACCAGCCCCCCUCCCCCGCACAGACAACGCAGGGCUCGGCGGCCUUGUUCGAUCUAUUCUUAGUACGUGUCGGAAACACGAUCCCGUGCGACAUUGUGGUGGAGCGAGAACCGCCCACCUUGCGCAUCCCUCUGGCCUGGAGACCAGUAUUUCCGAGUCCUAUCCGACAUGCCGAUUCUCGGCGGGAGGCAUCUCGCCGUUCUCGGGCGGCUUUCCACGUUUUUGAGGUGAGAGAAUCCGGAGUAGCGACGUCAUGCCCUGUCAUGCCUGAAAAAAUGCACUUCUCCCGGUACCUGUUCCCGGGUUUCGCGAUGCCAAGCAAGAGCAGACUUUCCUCGUCCUUUCGGCUGGCCCGCCCGGCUGCGUCCAGCUCGCUGUGGCUCUCUGCGCUGGCUGCCCAGACGUACUUGUCUUGAGACGUUGGAUGAAUCCUUUACCGAUCACGCAAAAAGUCUGCAGAACUUGGUCUCUCUUCGGAGCCCCCGCCGUGUUACCUAGCCCUCCUCGGCUGAUACUCCACUUUUCUCCGCGGAUGCUGAGAGAUAAAGUUUCACCCUCGAAACUGCAGGGAUGCCUCGGCGGUUGCUGUUCGGCAGACGCAGCGGACGCUGGUCUGGUGUGAUCGGGGGUCCUGGACCUGGCGACCGAGCGGACCGUGACUAUCCUACAGAGCGGGCCGCCUGAUUCACGGCCCAACUUCUACGUGAGCGACCCACAGUCCUUCCACUGCAGCACCUCGAUGUUCUCUCCAGCUACCUUCCUCCAGCUCGCCGCUCUCGUGUCCGUGGCCGCCGCUGCGCCCAGCAACGUGACGCGGACCACGACCGCGAAACGGGCGACCUGCACGGUGAACAGCGUGUCGAGCGCGUCGAACCUCAAGAGCUGCACCGACGUCAUCAUCGAGGGCUUCACCGUGCCCUCGGGCCAUACGCUCAACAUCGAGGCUGCUAGCGGCGCUUCCGUGACCUUGGCUGGAGAUCUCGUCUUUGCGAAGACCUCGUCUGCGGGUCCUUUGAUCACAUUCAACACGAACAACAUCAACUUCAACGGCGGAGACCACAACAUCAACGGAAACGGUGCGGCCUACUGGGACGGAAAAGGCACCAACGGCGGGUCGACGAAGCCCCACCCCUUUGUCAAGUUCGUGUUUUCUCAUAUCAUCUUGCACACGGCGCGUGCUCACAGCGGGCGCAGAUUCAAGGGCUCGGGAACCUUCUCGUUCGUGACCGUUCUCAACUCUCCGGCGCAGGCCAUCUCCGUCGGAACUUCCGGAGCGACCGUGAUCGAACGCGUGACGGUUGACAACUCCGCGGGCGCGUCGCUGGGACACAACACGGACGGGUUCGACGUGAGCGCGUCGGACGUGACGAUCGCGCAGUGCACGGUGAUCAACCAGGACGACUGCGUCGCGGUGAACAAGGGGAACAACAUCCUCGUCGAGGACACGACGUGCACCGGCAGCCACGGCAUCUCGAUCGGCUCCAUCGCGUCGGGCCACGCGGUCACGAACUUCAAGGCCGCGCGCAACACGAUCACCGGCGGGCUCUACGGGCUGCGCAUCAAGGUCGACGCGAACGCGAAGAACGCGCAGGUGUCGGGUGUCACAUACGAAGCGAACGUCGUCUCGGGCAUCUCCGACUACGGUGUCCUGAUCACGCAGAGCUACCCCGCCAACGACGGCACGCCCGGCACCGGCGGCCCGAUCUCGAACGUCGCGUUCAUCGGCGGCACGACGACCGUCGCGGUCGACAGCGGCGCGAUGUCCGUCGUGAUCGACUGCGGCGCGUGCUCCGGCAACUGGGACUUCUCCGGGCUCGACGUCACGUCCGCCGGCAAGGGCCACAAGAUCGCUGCGAACAAUGCCAAGAUCUCUGGUGGACACUACUAACCGUCCGCCGCAACAACUCUACAACGGAGCUCUGAGCGCUGUUUUAUCCGACACGCUCAGCCGGAAUUAAUACUUCAGAAUUGUACUUCUAUCGAACCCAAUACCACACCUGGCUCCCCUCCCGCAUGCUCUGAGGAAGUUGAUCACGGAGGGAAUACAGAAGACCAAGCCUUCAAGUUCUCGACCAUGCCCAAACGGGCUGAAACACUGAUUCGUAAUAAGCACUGGGAUCCCCGUGCACGCGCGCUCCAUCUGCGAUAAGCCCACCCAGGGCAAGACCACGCCGAUGUGGGUAGGCCGGCCAGUCUGCUGAGCUCUAGAGAAUCACCAGACGCCCUCGGCCGCCGACGGGACCUCGGCUCCGCGGAGCGCCAAGGCAGUCGGU
Molecule: messenger RNA, 2439 nt
Organism: Mycena citricolor
Lineage: Eukaryota; Fungi; Basidiomycota; Agaricomycetes; Agaricales; Mycenaceae
Source: the annotation of a GenBank genome assembly